GCGGGCGUGGCGUGGGCAGAGGGCGGGAACGCGAGGCGGGAAAAGACGAAAUGGAGCGCCCCGGAGUGGACGUGCCUCCCGUGGACCAGGAGCCCCAGGCAGUUGUGGAGAGCGGGGAGCAUCAACAGAACGAGAACCACGUGGACGAGGUCAGCACGGCGGGGGUCAGUGCCAAUUACCAGCUGUCAGGACCCUUCUCCUCUCUGGACUCCAGCAUUGAAAUCCUGAAGAAGAAAGCCCAGGACCUGAUUGAAAGCAUCAAUGAAAGCAGACAGAAGGACCAUGCACUUAUGACCAACUUCAGGGACAGCCUCAAGAUGAAGGUCUCAGAUCUGACAGAGAAGUUGGAGGAGAGGAUGUACCAGGUGUACAGCCAACACAGCAAGAUCAUUCAGGAAAGACUCCAAGAAUUCACCCAGAAGAUGGCAAAGAUCAGCCAUCUGGAAAUGGAGCUCAAACAAAUCUGCCAUACUGUGGAAACUGUAUACAAGGACUUAUGUGUCCAGUCUGAGAUUCCUGUUUCAGAAGAACAGAAUUACAAAGAUGGUGAAUGCUGACUUCUGCUAAGAAGCUCAUCUUAACGACAGUCACCAUGAGAAGGCACAGAGGACACUAAGCCAUGCUGGGAUUUUUAACAGUCCUGUAACCCAGCACAAAACCACAAUGAUCUCCGUGCUAACUACCAAAGUGUGACAAGGCUAGUCCCUGCCCAUAAGCUUAGUCUUAGCAAAAUCAGCCAGCCCAUACCUGCAAGUGAUUAAAUGGUUUGACUUCUA
Molecule: messenger RNA, 776 nt
Organism: Meriones unguiculatus (Mongolian gerbil)
Lineage: Eukaryota; Metazoa; Chordata; Mammalia; Rodentia; Muridae
Gene: Syce2
Product: synaptonemal complex central element protein 2
Exons: 5
Coding region: 51-557 (168 amino acids)
Biological process (GO): synaptonemal complex assembly
Cellular component (GO): central element
Source: RefSeq, a predicted model, not a curated record